This is a messenger RNA of Anopheles stephensi (Asian malaria mosquito), 2446 nucleotides long. RefSeq names its product spidroin-2-like. NCBI's taxonomy places the organism in Eukaryota, Metazoa, Arthropoda, Insecta, Diptera, Culicidae. Bases 739 to 2106 code for a protein of 455 amino acids. The transcript is spliced from 2 exons. The record is from RefSeq and is a predicted model, not a curated record.
ACUGGCCACUACCGGUGGCAACCGUUGCUGGUGGUGGUGUGGUUUUACGUAUCGUACGGCAACGGUUAGGUUUGCCGCGGAGUGCGCCCAUUUUCGAGGGCUCCAUUACCGUUGCGGACCGAGCAGGCACCACAAUCAUUCGAACGCGCUUUAAGGGUGAGGACUUACCAGCUACCGGCGCAUCGCGUAGCAAACAGUGGAAAACAGACAACACCACGCCUGAGGUGGAACACAGAUAACAGGAGAACGUUUCAUCGGUGUGCUAGAUAUCACAGCCUCCGGAUAACAAGACGGACAGUUGUGUGCGGAUCGUACACCGGAUGAGACCGACGAACCGACGGUGCAGCAUCCACGGGAUGUUGAUCUUGUGACCGGGGCCAGAUAGCCGUUAUUUGUGUUGUUGUGUGCGUGUGUCCAACCAAGUGAGCUUCGAAAGCAAGCGACCAGCGGAGUACGUGUGAAUUACGCGGCAUUGAAAGUUCGGCAAACCCACCCUAAUGCUAGUGUGAUUCCCGGGAUUGUAUGUAAAUUUCACCCUCAGCAAACCUCCCACCAGAGAUAGUGAUAGCUUCGGAUCGGAUCUUGAUCGCAUCAGGGCGGUUCAAAGUCGAAACCUCACUAUUAUUAGCAGUUAGCGCGCCGAUCAAGCCACUACAACAACACGCCACCGAACCCACAUUUGGUGUGCCCCGAUAGUUUUCCGUGUUCGGUGCGCUCUCGAUCGUCCGUUGGCGCGAGAUGGUGGUGGCACGAGAAGAACCACCGCGCGGCGUCGGAAGGCGGCGUCCACUUUCGCCUAAAAAUAAGCAGCUGCUUAAGGCCGUCUGCCUCUGCGUACUGUUAGCCCUGCCGGACGUAGCCCUCGGCAGAAAGGUGGCCCUGUCCCGCGUCACGAAACCGACCGGACACCGUGGUUACGCGAAUGCGGACAUUGCCAAGCUAAGCUAUUCGCCGAGCCAUUCGGCACCGGCCUCGGCUGCGAAACCGGCGGCACCCGUGUACUCGUCGGCACCAGCCGCACCUCCGGCCGCAGCACCACACUUCCCGCCGGGUGCUGGCGGAGCACCACCAUCCUACGGCUGGAACGUUCCUGGAGCGCAUGGUGCACCUGGCGCGAGUGGUGGUGUAUACCCGGGAGCGGCAGCGGCUGGAGCUGCUGGAACGGGACUGGUCGCGAGCAACGUUUACCGUUCGCAUGGGCACAACGCAACGGGAGGAGGAUUUGGCGGUGGUUUGGCACACUCUCCGCCGGGAGCUUACCCCGCCUAUCCGGCCCAACCCGCCCAAGGAUUCCCGGGAGCACCGGUACAGCAUCCGGGCGGUGGAUUCCCAGCUCCGGCGUAUCAACCACAGCCACAGGGUGGAUACGUUCCACAGCAGCCGGGUGGAUUCCCGCACCAACCGUCGUACGCGCCCGGAGGACAUUACGAUCAGGGUCAACCACACUACCAGGGACACCCGGGACAGACGGUUGUGCAUCACUACGAGCAGCCUGCGAGCGGUGGCAGUGGCAUUGGAACGGUUCUCGGAGCGGGUGUCGCUGGUCUGGCGGCGGGCGUUGGUGGUGCCGCCUUGUACGAUGCACUGAAACCGAAAGACUCCAAGGAAGAACCGGCCGCGGCAGCAGCCGCUACUACUGCUGCUACAGCGACGACCGGUGCUAUUGCGGCUCCUGGCGAGACACCAGCUCCAGCCCCCGCAAACCCCAACGGUGAUGCUCCUCUCGCUCCGCUACCAGCGAACCCGAACGGUGAUGCACCACUAGCCCCGAUGCCAACGGAAGCCACACCACUGGCAACGACUGCCGAGGGUGACAGUACGGCAGCCACCUCAACCACGACCGGAAGCAGCUCAUCGGAGAACCCGCUCGGUAUGGCACCGCUGGCUCCGAUGCCCGAUUCAGCUCCUGCAACCCCAGCCGACGGUACCCCGAACGUGUCCGGAUCCGACGUAGAAGUGCGCCAUUCCGCUCUCAACGUACAGCCUGAUCUGUCCGCUUCGAUGGCUGAGCCUGCGAGUGGUGGAGCUACCGGCUCCGUGCACCUUUCGUCCGCCAUCUCGAUGAUCGCGCUACUGCCGGUGAUCGUCAAAUAUCUCCGUUUUUAGGACCUAACCAUCCUUCUCGCAGCGGUCACGUGUACAUAUCGAAAAUUCUGCUGCAGAGGACUUAUUGCUGUGCCACUACUUUUUCGUAGUUUAUCGGGCGUAUGCGGAAAGCGGAAGGGAGGAAGAAGGUACUGGGCGCAAGGGCAUUCGUACCCGACCAAGUAUUGUUUUUUUUUGUUGUUUGUUGUAUAUGUUAGUAGCGUAAUCGUUAGUUUGGAAAACUGCGCACAACGCAGGGUCACGAAGACCGGAUCCCGGGGCCGUAAGCGUAUCACACGAAUGUUCAAUGUUUGAAUUUUAACGACGAUAUGUAAUAAAUAAUUUUACCAACGAAAAACAA